Molecule: messenger RNA, 5612 nt
Organism: Aphis gossypii (cotton aphid)
Lineage: Eukaryota; Metazoa; Arthropoda; Insecta; Hemiptera; Aphididae
Molecular function (GO): oxidoreductase activity, acting on paired donors, with incorporation or reduction of molecular oxygen; heme binding; monooxygenase activity
Source: RefSeq, a predicted model, not a curated record
AAAUUUUUAAGAAUUUUAAAAUCAUGAUUAUAAUAGUGAAGUAAGAAUCGUCUGAAGGUCGAUUUUAAGUAAACUUCAAGACGUAUUCAAAUACGACAAUUUCAGAAAGUUUCAUUGGAUAAAAGAGUAGGUAUUAAUAACUAUAUAGGCUUACAAAACCGAUUAAAGUCUCCGUGGGUCAGUUAAAGACGUACGUCAGUUAUUAAAGCACGAAAUCAUGCGUCUGUCUGCUUGCGGUCGACUCGUUUGGAGUUUCUAGAGAACGCAUAUGAAUAACACGUAUGAGACCGCACACUUCUAAACACGGCACAAACAUUGUUUUAUCAAUAACUGUGAGUCAUUUACGGUCGGCGACCUAGGCCACGCCGCCGUCGGCGUAUAAAGCCACGUCGGAAUUCAUUAUCUCCUUUAAUCGACGCAUCGAGUCGACUCGUAUACGUCGAUCAUAAGUAUAUAGGUAUACUUGUGUUUGAUUCAUAUUAAAGUUUUAUCGACGUCACUAGUCAUCGCGGCGACAGGGACGCGACGCAGGAGGAGGACAUCGAAAAAAUCCGUUUGGAACAAUAAUAACUGCAAAAACAACGACACAAUAGCCAUGUGCAGCCGCUCGUGAAGACCGUAUUUUAUUAUCCUGUUGCGGUACGGUCGGAGCGCAGUGGCCGCGCGUUCGUAUCAAGACCACGACUUUAAAAAAAAAAUAAAAAAUCACUGAAAUUCUCAUCGUCCCGACUACCUUCCCUGUAACUCGUCGGAUCGCCUCGCGAUGACGACCGUGUCCGCCGCGAUGCAGCUACUGUUCGAGCUGGCGACCAGCUGGUGGACGGUCGGGUUCCUGGCGACGUUCACGGCCCUCGCAUAUCACUGGUCCACGGCCACGUUCGGCUACUGGCGCGACCGGGGCGUGCCGUACGUGCGGCCCACGGUGCCGCUGUUCGGCAACAUAGGCAGCAGGGCGCUGGGCACCGAACACCAGAUCCGGAUGUUCGGCCGGAUCUACGACGCGUUUCGCGGUCACCCGUACGUCGGCAUGUACCAAAUGCGUACGCCAUACCUGUUGGUGUGCGACCGGACGCUGGUGAACCGCGUGCUGAUCGGCGACUUUGCUCACUUCACCGAUCACGGGAUACACACGGAUGGCCCGGAAGAGAACCCGCUGGCCAACGGGCUGUUCAAAAUGAGGGGCGCCAAGUGGAAGGUGAUGCGGCAAAAGCUCAGUCCCGUGUUCACGGCCGGCAAGCUGAGGCACAUGCGCGGCCAGGUGGCCGCCUGCAGCGAGCAGCUGAUGCGCAACGUGGCCGCCGACGUGCCGGCCACGGGCGGGCCGAUAGAAGUGCGCGACGUGCUCGGAAAGUAUUCCACCGACGUGAUCGGCACGUGCGCGUUCGGACUGCAGCUGAACGCCAUCAGCGACGAACAGUCCGAGUUCCGCCGGAACGGCAAGGCCGUGUUCCAGCCUUCGUUCCGCAUGCUGAUCAAGGACCUUAUCUGGCUGAUCUCGCCGGCCCUUCGGCGUGCGAUCCGUGUCAGCGACUACCCGCAGGAAGUCGUCCAGUUCUUCAUGGCCGCGUUCACCGAUACGAUGCGGUACCGGCAGGAGCACGGCCUGGUCAGGGACGACCUCAUGCAGUCGCUGAUCCAAGCCAGGACCGACCUCGUCGUCAACAAGACCGAACCGUCAGUGACAUUCUUAGAGACGGAUAUCGUGGCCAAUGCAUUUGCUCUAUUUGCUGCUGGUUUUGAAACAGUGUCUACGGCAAUGAGUUUUUGCUUGUACGAACUAGCAUUGAAAAAACCAAUACAAGACAAAGUACGAGAAGAAAUGAAUGCGACAAAGAUUAAACAUAGUGGUGAUAACGAUGAAUUUCUAAAAGAAUUACAUUACUUGGAAAUGGUAUUAGCUGAAACAUUACGAAAGUAUCCACCAUUAAUAACACUAAUUAGAGAAGCAACGAAGGAUUACCAAGUGCCCGAUGACACUUUAGUAAUUGAAAAAGGAACAAAAGUUCUUAUUCCUGCGUAUGCUAUUCAUCACGACUAUAGAUAUUAUCCUGAUCCAGAAACUUUCGAUCCUGAACGGUUCUCACCUGAAGAAAAAGCUAAAAGACCAAAUGGAACUUAUAUGCCAUUUGGCGAUGGACCUCGCUUAUGCAUAGGAAAACGAUUCGCUGAAAUGGAAAUGAAAUUAGCGUUAACUGAACUUUUGACCAAAUAUGAAGUGGAACCAUGUGAUAAAACCGAUAUUCCAAUGAGAUUCAGUCAAAAAUCUUUAUUAAUAGCACCAGAAAAUGGCAUUUGGAAUAUUCAGACCCUACUGCUCGAGCUGGCCACCAGCUGGUGGACGGUCGGAUUGCUGGUGUCGUUCGCGGCCAUCGCGUUCCACUGGACCACGGCCACGUUCGGCUACUGGCGCGUCCGGGGCGUGCCGUACGUGCGGCCCACGGUGCCGUUGUUCGGCAACAUGGCCAGCAUUGCGCUGGGCACCGAACACCAGGCUCGCAUGUUCGUCCGGAUCUACGACGCGUUUCGCGGUCACCGGUACGUCGGCAUGUACCAGAUGCGCACGCCGCAUCUGUUGGUGUGCGACCCGGCGCUGGUGAACCGCGUGCUGAUCGGCGACUUUGCACACUUUACCGACCACGGGCUGUACACGUCCGGCCCGGACGAGAACCCGCUGGCCAACGGUCUGUUCAACAUGUCGGGCACCCAGUGGAAGGUGAUGCGGCAAAAGCUCAGUCCCGUGUUCACGGCCGGCAAGCUGCGGCACAUGCGAGGCCAGAUAGCCGCCUGCAGCGAGCAGCUGAUGCGCAACGUGGCCGCCGACGUGCCGGCCACGGGCGGCUCGAUGGAGGUGCGCGACGAGCUCGGAAAGUAUUCCACCGACGUGAUCGGCACGUGCGCGUUCGGACUGCAGCUGAACGCCAUCAGCGACGAUCAGUCCGCGUUCCGCCGGUACGGCAAGACCUUGUUCCAGCCGUCGUUUCGAUUCCUGUUCAAAGAGCUAGCCUGGCUGAUCUCGCCGGCCUUUCGACGCGCGCUCCGCAUCAGCGACUUCCCGCAGGACGUCGUCCAGUUCUUCACAGACGCGUUUACCGACACGAUGCGGUACCGGCAGGAGCACGGCCUGGUCAGGGACGACCUCGUGCAAUCGCUGAUCCAAGCCAGGACCGACCUAGUCGUCAACAAGACCGAACCGUCGGUGACAUUCUUAGAAACAGAUAUCGUGGCCAAUGCGUUUAUUCUAUUUGCCGCUGGUUUUGAAACAGUGUCUACGACGAUGAGUUUUUGCUUGUACGAACUAGCAUUGAAAAAACCAAUACAAGACAAAGUACGAGAAGAAAUGAAUGUGACAAAGAUUAAACAUAGUGGUGAAAUUGACGAUGAAUUUCUAAAAGAAUUACAUUACUUGGAAAUGGUAUUAGCUGAAACAUUACGAAAGUAUCCACCAUUAAUAACACUAUUUAGAGAAGCAACAAAGGAUUACCAAGUUCCCGAUGACACUUUAGUAAUUGAAAAAGGAACAAAAGUUCUUAUUCCUGCGUAUGCUAUUCAUCACGACUAUAGAUAUUAUCCUGAUCCAGAAACUUUCGAUCCUGAACGGUUCUCACCUGAAGAAAAAGCUAAAAGACCAAAUGGAACUUAUAUGCCAUUUGGCGAUGGACCUCGCUUAUGUAUAGGAAAACGAUUUGCUGAAAUGGAAAUGAAAUUAGCGUUAACUGAACUUUUAACCAAAUAUGAAGUGGAACCAUGUGAAAAAACAGACAUUCCAAUGAGAUUCAGUAGCAAAACUAUAGUUUUUACACCAGAGAAUGGCAUUUGGUUAAAAUUUAAACCAAUAAAUACAAAUACCUAAUUAGUACAUAAAACUUGAGCCUAAAAAUUUUUAAAUAAGAAAACGUGGUGGGUCAAAAAUAUAUUAUACCAUAGCAGUAUAGCACACAAAACAUUUAUUAUCUUAUUGAAGAAUACUCAGACUGUUAAGAAAUGGUUAUUUUCUAAACAUCCCCUGUUAAUAUAUUACGUAUUGUUUACAAAUUACUGAAAAACACAAUAAAUUACAAUUUAAGUUUGUACAAUAAUCACGAUACUUCUGUAUUAGUUUACUAUAUUAAUUAGUGUAAAUAUCAAACAUAAUAUUAUAUUUUAUUAACUUGAAAAAAAUAUUUCAUAAAAAUGUAAAAAGUGUAAUUUUUUAUUAUUUAAUUUAAUAAUAUUUGUAUAAAAUUAUAAUAAUUGCAUUAUAAUCUGGGCAUCAAGUGUAUUGUUACUUUACAGACUUUACACAUUUAUAUAAUUUUAUACCUGAAAAAAUAUUAAAUAUUCUAGAAAGAAUAUUAUUAUUUAUCAAUAUUUUAUUAUAAAUAUGUGAUUAAAUAUUUUUUUUUUUCAAAAUUAAUUUUUAUGACGAUUAAAUUUAGCAAUUAUACAAUUAUUAAAAAGUAUAUUUUUAGCUGGCUAACAUUAACAUCGUCUCUUACGCACCUAUAUAUUUUAUACAUAGAAUUAUAAAUACCUACCUAUACCAUACGAAUUAAAAAUUUAUUUAAAUUUAAAAUGUAUUCAGUGGUUAUCAAUCCUUAUACAAAUUAAAUAUAUAUUUCAUUAAUAAUCAACCUUUUAUUUUUAAACCUGAAAUUUUCUGUUUAUAAUAUAAUAAUUUAUAAAUCCAUAUAGAAGUAAGUGCCGUAUCAACACAAUUAUAAAGGAUCAAUCAAAAUAUUAAUUGCUUUUUAUUUGCAAAAAUUAUAUUUCUACAUUGUAAUUUAUUAUUUCAAUUCAGAUAAAGUACUUAUAGUUCAUAGUUGUACUUAAUUUUAUUUUCUAGUGUAGUUCAAUUGAAUUGGAUAACUAGAAAAUAUAUAUAGUAGUUAGAUGUAGAACAGUACUAAUUGAAGCUCCUUAGUCCUUACUUCCUUACGAAUUUAUUUGAUACACUAAAUAGUUUUUGUUUACAAAAAACUACAAUAUAACAAUAACAACAACAAAAACUCGACGCUACAUUAUUCAUUAAACCCAAAGUAAGCUUAGUUAAUCAUGCAAUCUUAUAACUUAUAAAUUAGAAACCAUAUUAUCUAUACUGAGAUAAAACUAUACUCGUAUAUCCUUUCUAUGACCCCUACUAAUGCUCUUUAAUGUCAUUUAAUAAUGAUAAUAUACCUUAAUUUUUUUAACUCUAGUAAUGUCUUUUAAAACUAUUAUUAUUAAAUUCAUAAUUUUCACCCCAUUAUCAAGGCCUGAAGGAAAUUAUAAAUUAUGUAAAAAAAAAAUGUUUAUAAAAAAUAGUUUUAUUUUAGUAUUUUAAGAAAUUAAAAUCAAAAAAAGGUAGUCAAGUGGUACCAGUCUGCCUAUAUAUUAUUUUUUAUUUUAUUUUUUUAGAAUAUACGGGCAAGGCCCUUUUUUACAUAGACAACAGGUUUACAAAGAUAGUAUUAUGUAACAAUGACAACACUAAUAUAGAAAAAUUAAAUUGUAAUUUAAAGAUCUAUCAUUAUAUGUUUAUGUGUGUAGCUAUUAAAGUCAUUUAUUUUACUUUUAGUAUUACGAAUUAAUAUAAAAAGAAAAAAAUGAAAAUUUUAACAUAUGAUGAAAAUGAAAAUAUAAGCAUUUGGCGAAGA